AUGUCAUACCAAGACAGUAGCGAUUCCGAUUCAACUAUCCAGGAAGAGGAUUAUCAUCCUACACGGUCACUCCCAGUCCCAGAUGACACUCCAAAGACUCGCUUUGACCCCGAGCAAUCUAACUUCCAAUUGCGCCAACAAUUGCAGUCAAAAGCUGAUGAAUACAUGGCUUCUUCUAUAGAAGAAAGUAUAGAACAGACCUCAGAGUAUUCUACAGCUCUUGGUCAACUAGUUUCGGCGACAGUCCAAUUCGAACAAAUUUGUUCGAAUUCAAUUCAAUAUGCAGACGAACUUGUCCGCUAUUGUCCCACUCUUGUAAGAGUACUUCAAGAACGACUCUUCAACCA
This is a messenger RNA of Trichomonas vaginalis G3, 347 nucleotides long. RefSeq lists its product as uncharacterized. Lineage: Eukaryota; Parabasalia; Trichomonadida; Trichomonadidae. The record is from RefSeq and is a predicted model, not a curated record. The transcript has a single exon. The annotation marks the transcript as partial.